Messenger RNA from Diorhabda carinulata, 1520 nucleotides. Its product is annotated as RNA-binding protein 34. The transcript has 5 exons. NCBI's taxonomy places the organism in Eukaryota, Metazoa, Arthropoda, Insecta, Coleoptera, Chrysomelidae. Bases 2 to 1438 code for a protein of 478 amino acids. The record is from RefSeq and is a predicted model, not a curated record. Gene Ontology annotation, molecular function: RNA binding.
GAUGGAUUAUACUGUAGGAAGUAUAGCUGCUUUAAUAACGGGCAACGACACUGGUGAUAAAAUUAAAGUCAAGAAAAUUUCAGUCAAACUAAACGAAAAGAAACAAGGUAAGGGUAAAAAGUUGGAUAUCAAACAAGUAAACGAGGGAGACGCUAAUCAAAAGAAAAAAUGCUUAUCAACCAGUAAAAAUAAUAUAAAUGAACACGAUGAUGAAGUGAGUAGCUCGGAACCUAUUUUGAAAAAAAAGAGGAACAAAAAACGCAAAGAAAAAAAUGGUAUGAGUGAUUGUCAACAAGGAGAGAAUGUAGAGAAUAUUUCAUCAAUCAUUUCCAAUAUAAAAAAAAAUAAAAAACGAAAAGUAUCAAAUGAUGGCACAGUUGAAGAACAAUUUAAUGAAGAGGAUACUACAGAACCAAGUCCAAAAAAAAAUAGGGCAAAGAAAACAAAAUUAUCAACUAGCAGCCAUUUAAUUGGAUCAGAUAAUGGUGAAGAAGAAGAACAAGUAAAUGGAAAAGGUAGUUUAGAACGUAAUCUGAAAAUAAAGAAGGUAAAGAAAGAUAAAUUAUCAACAAACAGUGUAGCAAAUAGUAUAGUUGAUAGUGAUGCAGAACAAGAAAAUGGAGAUCAAAUUGUAGACGAUGGGAAACAGGUUGAAAAAAAAGUUAAAAUAACCCCAGAUCCAGAAGAAUUGCUGAGAACAGUAUAUGUAGGAAAUGUUCCUAUAGAUUGUAAAAAGAAAAAUAUCAAAAGUGUUUUUAAAAAAUAUGGACCAAUCGAGACAUUAAGGUUUAGAGGUAUACCCGUUGCUGAUCCAAAAAUACCAAAAAAAGUGGCUGCCAUCAAAAAAGAAUUUCAUCCCGAUAGAAAGAGUAUCUUUUGUUUUAUAAGAUUUGUUAAACAAGAAGAUGCUCAAAAUGCAGUUCAAGAAAAUGGUAAUGUUUUCAAAGAACACCAUUUGUGUGUUCGUUGGUGUGGCUCUACUACAAAAAAUGAUGAGUGCAAGGCAAUAUUUGUUGGAAAUUUGAAUUUCCGAGCUGAAGAAGAGCAGUUAUGGAAAUUAUUUGAACCUUGUGGUUUGAUAGAAUCUGUUAGAAUUGUCAGAGACUCAUGUACCGGUAUGGGAAAAGGAUUUGGCUAUGUCAAUUUCAAAGAUGCCGACGCCGUACAAUUAGCUCUCGAAAUGGAAAAUGUGAAACUUGGUGAUCGGGAAUUGCGAAUUAAACUGUCGAGUGUAAAUACCGCAAAGAAAAAUAAAAAGAAAGAGAAUCAGUCUAAUGCCACAAGGCGUAUGGAUAUGCGAAAAAAGAAAAGUGGUGAUGAUGCGGGCAGAAAUUUUCAAGGUAUUAGAUUAAAUAAUAAAAAUAAGAAAUUUAAAGUGAAUAAAGGAGAUUUAAAGAAGAAACUAAAGGUGAAGAAAAUUGCUCCAAAUUCUAAAUGAUUUUGGUAUUAAAAGGUAUAUUUCUUAUUGACGUGUUUUAUUUGUUAAUAAAUCGUUUUUUUUAAUAUAUGAUAAUACUAUA